UAUUGCCAAUAGACAAUUACAUUAAUACAUGUUUUGUCUAUAUUCUUAAUGAAUAUUAGCUGGUUAGUUAAAUGAUUUGAAAUGAAAUAAAUGUUCAGGGGCUGACUUGAUGUAUAACCAACCGUAUUGUUGAUUAUAAAGGCUAAAAAGCUAAAAAUUAAUAAUAAUAAUAAUAAUAAUAAUAUAAUAAUUUAUAUUUCAUUGUAGAUGGAUAUACAACAUUUUUUUUUUCGUGCGGGAGUAGGUCUGCAAAUGAGCAACAGUCAGGUGAGAAUAGAACAGACAGCCUCACACACACACACACACACACACAAUACCACUGUGUUCCCAAGAUUCAUUGCAGUCAUUGAACCCUUAUGUUGUUUUAAUUUUCUGCCAAUUUCCACGUACAUUUCAUAAGAAAAAGCAGUGGUAUCAUCAAAGGAUAAACAUGAAUGUCCUAAUACUGAAUCAGGAAGUCUUUAUUGUAAAAAAAAAAAAAAAAAAAAAAAAUCUACAUUCCCAAUUCAAAAUUUUCCAGUGACUGGUCACAUCUAAAAAACUGUAUUAGUUUUUUUUACAGUGUUAUAUAUGGCUCAGUCAGUACUCCUACUCCCAUAUAUGAAAUACAGGGAAUACAAUGGAAUAGUGGAUUGCAAUAAGGUUAGUAGUAUACAACCCUACCCUAAUAGUAAAAUAAUAUUUUUUAAUCAUACCCUUAUUGGGGGCUGAGCCCCCCUAAAAUCAAAAUCUUAGAAUCGCCCCUGCCCGUGCCCUCACAGAUUUACUUUAUUUUAUUUUUUUGUUUAUCCUACUUACUUCAGCCGCUACGGUUGAUCAUACCUAUAACUUGUUAUCUCUGCAAGAAUAUCAAAAUCAUGCAAUGAGCAAGUCUGCGUUUAUUAGGCACUUAAUAUCACGUCAGUUUGUGCUUUCAGAAUCGGCGAAUCUGCUGCCGUCGUUCCAGCACAUCUGCAGCGGAGACCUAAACAGGAAGUUGGUCACCAGAUAACACGACUAUGAUAAAGAUACGUUCUCCUGAGCAGAAGGAGAAGCGCUUUUAUGUGGUCCUGGACUGGUUGGAGAAGAAUAGACCUCAGGACAUAAAUCAGUUCUGGUCCUGUGUGUUUGAAGAUCAUAUCCUGACGCAGUACCCAACGCUACGCAUUCUCAGAAACAAUCUCCUGGAAAUUAUAGAGAGUAAAGGUAAAGCAGAGAAAGGGCAGGAGAAGAGCUACACUGGAAAGAGAAAAAAAGAUGAAAAAACUAGUGAGGAUAAUAUUGAUCCUCAUUUUUUCUCUGCUUUCACACCUAAGCGGAGGAAACCAGACAAAAAACCCUCAUUCUGCACUUCCAAUCUCUUUGAGAAACCUCCGGAUGUUGAGACACUGAAAGAGGAGGAAGAGAGUAAAGGAAAAGUAGAGAAAGGAAAGGAUAAGAGCUACACAAGAAAGAGAAGUAAAGAUGAUAGAAGUAGUGAGGAUAGUGAUGAUCCUGGUCCUUCCUCUACUUCCACACCCAAGCGGAGGAAACCAGACACAAAACCCUCAUUCUCAUCUCCUAUGAAGAAAGAAGACAAGAAAGAAAUGUUGAUGUUGCCUGUUCAUGAAGCUCAGCUGCCUGUAACCUGUGGGCAUAAAGAAGGCACUCUCUAUCGGAACAAACUGUCCAGAGUAGGGGAGAAAUGUAUUUUGUCCCAUGGACGCUGGUUCACCCCAGCUGAUUUUGAGAAGUUUGCAGGGAAGGAAAAGUGCAAAAACUGGAAAUCCAGCAUCCGCUGCAGAAACAUGACACUUAAGAAACUCAUAGAGGAGGGGCAUCUUCAGUGUCCACAGAGGAAGAAUAGAAAGAAAACCUGUGUUCAAAAAAACAUGAAUAAGAGGUUUCCAGUCAGUUCUAACAAGAGCUCCAGUGCAGAUUUAGAAACAAGCUCUAGUUUGAUGGAGGAAAGUGAUGCUGAAGAUUUCCAGGAGCAGGGAGGGAGGAGCGAAGGAACAGAGUUUAGAGGAAGAGUUGAGGAAGAGGAGGAGGUGGAAGAAGACAUGGCAGAUCUGUCUGUUUUCCAGGCUCCUUCUUUACCAGUCACCUGUGUUUCACUCACUGGGACUCUGUACAAAUACAGGUUUGCGUCAGGGAGUCGUGGGAAGUGUAUACGUACUGAGGAAAAAUGGUUCACUCCGGAGGAAUUUGUAAAGCAGGAACCGACUCUCACUGAUGGACUCUGGAAGAAAGAUAUACUGUGCUAUGGAAAAACACUCAACUUUUUACUCCAGAAAAAGGUUCUUCGCAUCCAUUCCCUUCUGUGUGAAUGUGUGAAAUGCAGCACUCAAGAGGAAGACAUGCUGGCCCAGAAAAAUGAUGACGAGUGUUAUGUGUGUCACUCUGAGGGAGAUCUUGUGUGUUGUGACGAGUGUCCACGAGCUUUUCAUUCACACUGUCACCUACCAGCUGUACACGGAGACUCACCUGGGGAAUGGAUUUGUACCUUGUGCGUGUUAAGAAACAAUCAACAGUGGCGUGACACCAGUAACAUGUCUGAAAAAGAAGCUUUCAAUGCCCCAGUGUCUCAAUACAUAUUGCACUGCCACUACCUCCUGUUAUGUGUGUACAGAAAGGACAUCCAGAAGGUGUUUGUUGAGGAUCCACGACAAACAGUGCGCAGAUACUCCAAGUUCAUAACUGAGCCGAUGUGGCUGGACAGAAUAAAGCAGAAAUUGGACAGUAGAAAGUAUCAGACGGUAGGAGCAUUCGUCUCUGACUUUCAGCUCAUUUUCAGCAACUGCAGCAUGUUCAAUAAGGACAAUGAGUUUGGCCGAAUGGGUGCCAGGCUGAAACAAAUGUUUGAAGAAGAGUUCCGGAAAAUCUUCAAAAUUACAGAAGAGUUCACACCUAAAAUACUUAGGGGACGUAACAAGGACAAACACAAAAUUGUAUACAGGUUUGUGUGUCCAUAUGCUGGUCAGUUUCGUUGCAGUCUGACCAGGCUUGUGUUUGUGAUGGAGAGUGAAGGAGAGGUGCUUUAUAACACUGUCUCAUGGGAUCCUUGUCUGUUGGUUGGUUUGGGUGUGAUGCAGCCUGCAGGACCCUUAUAUGACAUUAACUGUUUUAAUGGUUCAAUCUCAGGACUACACCUUCCACACUGUGAAAUGUUCGCAGAGGACGAAAUUGAUUGUUUAGCUGUAGCACAUUUCACUGGUGGUAAUGUAGCAAUAAUGAAUCCGCUUGAAGUGACUGAAGCUUAUGUGAAGAUUGACAUCCACGAUCUCUCCCUUUUUGGGCUCAUAAAAAGGAUCUUUUCUCAUUCCCCUGUCAUUGCCCAAGUACUUAUUUUUCUGCGACCAAUAACUGAGGGACAGGAAGAAAAAAUACUGGAUGUCCAUUUGCUUCCAUGGAAUGUUCCAGUGUCAGAGGUCGAGAACCAGCACACGGAGCAUUGUCCUAUCACAACCACUUCAAAGUGUUCUCUCAUCCUGGGAAAACAAUACCGUUUGUGUUGUCAACCAGAGGAAUCUACAGUGCAGCCAGAGACUGAGGAGUUUGUGUUUAAUUUGGGUCCAAACUAUCAUCCCACAUUUGAAGUGUUUGUACAUGUCAGAAAUGACGAGGUCAAACUAAGUCUUAUAGAUAUCACUGAAGAAAGGGCAGUGUGGCCUCCACGACGAGUCCUUAUCAGAGACACACGUCCAGUUCACAGACGGCUACCAGGAUCUGAAUUUGUGGACAGACACAGAAGUCAGCUCAUUCAGAGAGUUUCAUCAGUGAUGGUGAUUGCUGAUGUUCUGAGAGACAGGCGCAUGAUAACAGCGGAAAUGUACAAUAACAUUCGUGCUGUAGAAUCAAACCAUAACAAAAUGCGAGAAUUGUUUAAUGCUCUCGACUCCGGAGGAGAUCAUGUAAAAGCAGAAUUCUAUAGAUUGCUGGUGGAGAACGAACCGUAUCUAGUAAAUGAUCUGAAUAACUGACCCAAUAGACCACAGUAAUGCUUACUGGAACUUGAGUCAGUUUGAUAUGGCAGCUACAGCUCCUUUACAUGUAUAUGAGAGAGAUCCAGGUGCUUAUUUUCUGAAUUUGGUACAAGAUUUACAAAUUAUAUUUCUGGUAUGAAUCCCAAAUGUUUGUUUCAAACCUUAUGAUCAUGAUCUUCAUAAUCUGAGAAUUAACCAAACAGCAUCUUACCAUCUGAUCAUCAGUGCCAGCAUUUGUAGGCUAUGUCUGCUGAUUUUGCCUACUGAAUGUACCUGUGAAAUGCAGAAUCUAAAACAUGUCUUCAUUUAUGUCUAUGCUUUAUCCUUUAAUAUGCUUUAAUGUUUGUUUUUAAAAUUCUCAAACUGUAUCCAGAUUUACAUUUUAGAUUUCAUUUGAAUCUAUCCUAUCUAUCUUCUAAUCCUAUUUGGUGCUCAUUGUAUAUGUUAAUGUGCUUAUCAUUUACUCUGACUGGAUUUAUUUAAUAUGAGGUAUGCAUGAUGCUGUUACAUAUGAAUGUUUUAAUUGUAUAAUACUGUGAAAAAAAAAACACACAAUAAAAAGUCUUCAUCAUAA
Carassius gibelio (silver crucian carp) is the source of this 4518-nucleotide messenger RNA. Its product is annotated as nuclear body protein SP140-like protein. The record is from RefSeq and is a predicted model, not a curated record. NCBI's taxonomy places the organism in Eukaryota, Metazoa, Chordata, Actinopteri, Cypriniformes, Cyprinidae. Bases 999 to 3941 code for a protein of 980 amino acids. The transcript has 23 exons. Gene Ontology annotation, cellular component: nucleus. Gene Ontology annotation, molecular function: DNA binding; DNA-binding transcription factor activity, RNA polymerase II-specific; protein binding. Gene Ontology annotation, biological process: innate immune response; regulation of transcription by RNA polymerase II; regulation of apoptotic process.